Molecule: messenger RNA, 1381 nt
Organism: Tarenaya hassleriana
Lineage: Eukaryota; Viridiplantae; Streptophyta; Magnoliopsida; Brassicales; Cleomaceae
Product: GDT1-like protein 1, chloroplastic
Exons: 12
Coding region: 75-1196 (373 amino acids)
Biological process (GO): Golgi calcium ion homeostasis; Golgi calcium ion transport; manganese ion transmembrane transport
Cellular component (GO): chloroplast thylakoid membrane; Golgi apparatus
Molecular function (GO): manganese ion transmembrane transporter activity; calcium ion transmembrane transporter activity
Source: RefSeq, a predicted model, not a curated record
UUUCACUAUCUCCUCAGGAACAAACAGAACCAGAGGUUUUGCACAGUGGCAGGAGAGAGGAGACUCGGAGAGAAAUGCAAAACUCAACCCUUUCGUAUUCGCUGCAUCUUCCAUUUCGAAACCCUAGACCUCCCAAACUCGAUUCUUCUCCACUUCUUGGUUCGUGUUCUUCGUAUUCGGAACGGGUUUUCUCCUUUCGUCCGUUUCGAUUCGGUUUCCCCGGUUGGGGCUUCUCGAGAUGUUUGGGGCAAUGGCGUGGAGACCAAAUUCGGCUAGGGUUUCUACGAUUCCGACGAAAUGCCGUUGAUCUGCAACGUGCUCUUUACCUCGAGGGAGCUGAAUUCGAAAAUGAUCUGAGGAACCGCCCAUCUAUGAUUAUACCUUCGAUAACUCAUGACUUAAGAAGGGAUGCUCAGAGAGUUCUGAAGUUUAUGCCCUUAUUUGGGUUGCUUGCUUUUCAAGGCACUGGACCAGCGUUUGCGGUUUCAGAAACUUCUGGUGGACUGCAGUCAGUUAUCUCAUCUCUGGGAGACCUUGGAGAUAUUAGCACAGGUUUUGCUUCGGCAUUUUUGCUGAUAUUUUUCUCUGAAUUGGGAGAUAAGACAUUCUUUAUCGCGGCACUUUUAGCUGCGAGGAACUCUGCUGCCACUGUCUUUGCUGGAACUUUUGGUGCUCUUGCGGCAAUGACAAUUAUAUCUGUCGCGCUUGGACGCACUUUUCACUAUGUUGAUGAAAUUCUCCCGUUCAAGCUUGGUGAGACUGAUUUGCCUCUAGAUGAUAUUGCAGCCGUUUGUCUUCUGGUGUACUUUGGUGCUUCAACUUUGCUCGAUGCCAGUUCGGAUGAUGGACUGAAAGCAGAUGAAGAACAGAAAGAAGCAGAACUAGCGGUUUCAGAGCUUUCAGGGAAUGGGGCUGGGAUAUUAGCAGCUGCAAACACUUUCAUCAGCACAUUUGUUCUGGUUUUCGUCGCGGAAUGGGGUGACAAAUCGUUCUUCUCUACAAUAGCUCUUGCGGCCGCUUCAUCGCCUCUAGGCGUCAUUGCAGGAGCAUUAGCCGGUCAUGGCGUCGCGACUUUGCUUGCGGUUUUGGGAGGGUCAUUGCUGGGAAAUUUCUUGUCAGAGAAGGCAAUAGCUUAUGUCGGGGGAGUUCUGUUUCUCGUGUUUGCUGCUGUGACUUUGGCUGAGAUCAUCUCCUAGAUCCUCUCUUUUCGUUAUUUUUCACUUCUCCCCACCCCCUUUUUAAAAUGUUUAUUCUCUUUAUUAUAUGUAUUUUUACCACAUGUAUUCUGUUUGUAUUUUUUUUUAAAUAAAUUCAAAUAUUGUACACGUUGAUUUUUCUUCGUUAACGUACAAAUGUUUAGCCAGUUGGUUAAGUUGUGUUA